Molecule: messenger RNA, 5047 nt
Organism: Culex quinquefasciatus (southern house mosquito)
Lineage: Eukaryota; Metazoa; Arthropoda; Insecta; Diptera; Culicidae
Product: chaoptin
Exons: 7
Coding region: 299-4204 (1301 amino acids)
Cellular component (GO): extracellular matrix
Molecular function (GO): protein binding
Source: RefSeq, a predicted model, not a curated record
ACAAUUUCUACGCCAUAUUCCACAAUAAGAGACAGUAAUAGAACAUUCUCAUCUCAUGGUAUAAUGCAAUUGCGAUAAAAAUCAACAGUUCCAUGAAUUAUAAAUCAAUUUGAAGAUUUUCCUCCAGCCGCCAGCGGGGAGUCAUCGUCGGUGCAACAGUGUGAAACCAAGUGCCGCCGCGCGCGGGUGUGUGUUGAAGGGGUCGGUGCAGUGAGUUUGAUUCAGUGCCGGGUGUCACUCUGUGUGUGAGGGAGUGAGUGUGCGGGUGUGUUUGUGACCGAUCCCAUAAAAUAGGAAAAUGAUGGAUCGGUUGGGGUUGGUGGCGCUAGUGGCGCUGGUGGUGACCACGGCACGAACACGGCUGGGGUGGCCACCGUUGGCCGGGGUGGCCGCGUGGAAGCUCGACAACCGGAACAUUCUGUACACCAACCAGGAUAUCUCGUACGAGUGUCCGAUCAACACGAUGUGCCGGUGCGCGAGCCUGCCCAACGAGACCGCACUGCUGGAGAUUAAUUGCAACGAGGUGUCGCUGUACAAGUUUCCAGAGUUUCUCCAUGGGACGAUAAAACACAUCGACAUGUCACGCACCUUCAUUCACAACGUGGACGACGAAACGUUUCAAGGGCUUAGGCUAGAGUCGCUGAAGCUUGUGGACAACAAGAUCCAGGACAUCUCGGAGCGGAGUUUUAACUUCAUGCAGCACUCGCUCGUAUCGCUGGACAUCUCGGACAAUCAACUGCAGGGGCUGCCGCUGGAUUCGCUCAAAAACGUCCACACGCUAAGCCGAUUAGUGGCACAAAGGAACAACAUCAACCACCUGGACGGCAACUGGGGCGGGCUGGCGGACUCGCUGCGAAGUUUGCACAUCUCGGGCAACUCGAUAUCGGAGGUGUCGUUCUUCCUGCACGAGGACAAGCGACCGAACCACACGGUGCCCACGUUCCAGGCCAGCUCGUCGAUCAUCAACGCAAAGCCGCUGAACAUGCAGCAGGUGCAGACGCAACAGCAGCAGCAGAGCAAGGCGUUCGCCAAGUUGAAGAAGCUGGUGUGGUUGGACAUCAGCUCGAACCGGAUAGCGCACAUUAGUCCGAACACGUUCCCGAAGUCGCUGGUGACGAUUGAUUUGUCGAAGAACAUUUUGGGCCAAUUUCCGGCGGCGGUUUUGGAGCAUUUGCACGAUUUGAGGAUACUGUCGUUAAAGGACAACUUGAUAGCGAAGCUGGUGGGGGUUGAUUUGCCCGGGUCGCGGAUAAAGUUUGACAAGUUGGACCUGAGUGUGAACCUGAUAGACGAGUUGCCGGCCGGGGGGUUGUUCAACGGGACGGUACGCGUGAAGGCAAUUAACUUUGAUAAGAACUUUAUCCGGACGAUUCCGGCGGAUGCCUUCCGGGAUUUGGGGGUGGUGCACAUGGUGUUGGCGUUUAAUUUCAUCGAGAGUGUGGACGAUGAGGCGUUUGCCACGUUGGAGAACACGCUGGAGUAUUUGGACCUGGAGCGGAACCGGUUGUUGUCGGUACCGGCCGCAAUCGGGACGUUGAACCGGUUGCGGUAUUUGUACCUUACGUCGAACGAGCUGACAUCGAUAGACCGGCUGCCGGGCACGCUCAAAGUGCUGUCGUUAAGUGGUAAUAAUUUUACCGCGAUUCCGGUCGAGGGACUGGCCAAUUGCACCGAACUGUCGUAUCUGAACAUGGGCUACAAUAAAAUCGCGGAAAUCGAGGAGAACGACUUUGUCGGAUGGGGUGCGAAUCUGCAGACGCUGCUGUUGAGGAACAAUAAAAUCACCAGCAUCAAUUACGGUGCGUUUAAUGGGCUGGAGACGAUUAAGGAGAUCAGCCUGAGCUUUAACGACAUCCACUACGUGCAUCCGAACGUGUUCGAUAACAUUUCCAGCACGCUGAAGAUUCUGGAGCUGUCGUUUGGGAUUUACCGCGAGGAGUACCCGAUGGACGCGUUGGCCGUCCUAACCGAACUGAUGUGGCUUGGGCUGGACAACAACAACCUGAAGGUGAUUCCCGACGAUGCCCUGUCCACGCUCGGCCAGCUCACGUACGUGAAUUUUGCGUUCAAUCGCAUCACCGUCUUGCCACGGUCCGUGUUCCGGAUGGACGUCCACAAAAACCUGGUGGAAAUUGAUUUAUCGUUUAACCUGAUUGAAACGCUCCACACGGGCACGUUCGCCAAUCUCGAGUUGAUUCAAAUCAUAAAUUUGUCCUCGAAUAAAAUAAAAACCGUGGAGAAAAACAGCUUCUACGAACUGCCCUACCUGACGUACGUGGACCUGUCCUUCAACGGCAUCCAGAACGUGAGUGAGUGGGCCUUCAGCUUCCUGCCGGCCCUACUCAGCGUGGACCUAAUGCACAACGAGCUGGCCACGUUCUCGCUGAAAAUGUUUCGGCACGUGUCCAACGACACCAAGCCGAUGAGGCUCAACAUCAGCAACAAUGCAAUCGAUAAUUUCGAGGGGGACGUCAAUUCGCUCCUGUACGUCUACUCACUGGACGCCAGCCAUAACUUCCUGCACGACACGUCCGCCUUCCGGGCGCUCGCCAACUCGUUGCGUAUUCUCUACCUCAAUUGGAACAAUUUCACCACGCUCGGCAAUCAUGCCUUCGGCGAUUUGGAAAUCCUGGAAAUUCUCAACCUUGCCCACAACAAUGUAUCCUCAUUAAGGCGGCGCAGCUUCGCCGGUCUGGUCAACCUCCAGGAGUUUGAUUUGAGCCACAAUAAGCUUGAAGUACUGCAAAUUGAACAAUUUUCCCCGCUCAAAAAACUCCGCCUGCUCAAACUUAACAACAACCGACUCCGGGCAGUGCCACGGGACGCUUUCCUCAACACCCGCAUCGAAUAUCUGGACCUCUCAAACAACCUCUUCGCCGCCUGGCAAGCAACCGCCUUCGCCGACAUCGGCUUCACCCUGCGCUCCAUCCAAUUUAGCAACAAUUUGCUCGAAUUCCUCGACUCGUACAUGUUCACCAGCACCCAAUUCCUGCUCGAGCUCAACAUCUCUUACAACCAAAUCAAACUCAUCCCGGAAAACUCCCUUGCCAACCUAAACAACCUCACCAUCCUCGACCUCAGCGGCAACCCCUUCAUUCAACCCAUCAACUUCAAAGAAAUCUUCCUCAACGUGCCUCGCCUACGCGAACUCAGCCUGCAACACUCCGGCCUCUACCAUCUCCCUCCCCUCGUCCUUCCCCAGCUCGCCCUCCUCGACAUCAGCCACAACAACAUCCAGGAGGUCGAGUCCCUCGAAGAACUGUACUACCUCCGCGAGUUCUACGCUGACGACAACAAAAUCAACAACAUCACCAACCUGCUCCGCAACCUCCCGCAAGCCCUACGCGUCCUUGACAUCUCGCGCAACCCCAUCCGCAAGAUCUCCUUCCACGACUUUGGCUUCACCCGACGCCUCGAAGAACUCUACAUCGAGGACAUCAAAAUCACCAACCCGGACAUCUUCAUCAAGCUGCACAACCUCAAGAAACUCCGCAUCAACUCGCAGCACAACUUCUCCGAACUCGUGUCCAAACUGCGUGGCCUCCAGGAACUCUACGUCACCGUCUACGAGGACCACAUCGGGGACAACCUUUUCACGGCCAAAAUGCACACCAUCUCCAAGCUGAACCUGCUGGAAAUAACCGGCCGCCGGCUCGUCUCCAUCUCCCACAAAGCGUUCGUCGGCCUCGCCCGAAACCACGAUCUCCGUCUGCGGAUACGAAACACCCUGGUGAACGACCUCCCCCCGGGGAUCUUCUACGCGCUCAAGUACAUCCCCCGCCUGAGCAUAGACCUCUCCGACAAUCUCCUCAUAGCGCUAGCCCCGGACAGCUUCUACCCGAAUGCGAGCUCCUGGGACGCGGUGGGGACACGGAGCGUCACCGGGGGCCUGGACAUGUCCAACAAUCCGCUGCAGUGCGACUGCGGGCUGGUGUGGCUCGGGCACUGGCUGCGGCGGUGGCUCCGGGAGACGGCGCAAGUUAACCUGAUCCCGAAGGACGAGAUGAAGCAGAUGAUCAGGCGAGCAAAGCGCAGUACCUGCACGGACCCGCUAACAGGGCGAAGGCUCCCCUUCCUGGAGAUCUUCCCCGAGGACCUGCUGUGCCACGCGAGUGCCCUGAGCAGUUUGGCGCUGAAGUUGCGCUUCCGCUGCAUGAUCAUCUGUCUGAACGUGCUGCUGAUGGUGCUUCAGCGAAUAUUUUAAGCCAAACCGCCAAUACCGUGAGAAAGCAGCGUGCGUGUGUUGAAAUGAGAGAGAGUUAUUGAGAUUUUCUUUAGCGUGUAAGAAACGACCUGUAAGGUAAGACCUUUCUCCCUCUGUCCUGUAUCCUGUCCCACUGUCCCCGUUCCGAACGUUUUCUAGUGCAGUAAGAACCGACCUGUAUCGAUAAUCCCUUUUUAAAAACAAUCCUAGUACUAAAGUUUGCCGAGGAGAAAAAAACGCAAACGCUCGUUGUACAUAAAAUAGUAAAUAUUUUUUAUAAGUAAAAGGUCCAAACUAGUGUUAAAAGUGCAGGUGCGAUGCAUUACCAGAAAAAAAUAAACCCCUUCUGAUGUUGGAGAAGAGUGUUGAAGCGGCGCUGCUUGUUUCCCACGAGGAUGACGGGAAAAGGGCUCUUAAAAUGUGAUAAAAACGAAAGAUUUGCUAGAAGUAGAGAAGAAGAAACCCCUUUUAUGAAAAAAAAAAAAGUAAGAACAGUGACUCACGAUACGACAGCAACCAACACGAAGAAACACAAUCACGCGGAUUGAAAGAUGACGAAUACAUGUUUGUUUUUUAAAGUAAUUUUACUUUUGUAAGCUAACCUCAUGAAGAUUUUUGAAAAUAGAAUACUUGCUUCACAGCAAGUUAUUACAAAAACUGUUGGUUCCAGUAAGAGUUCUCAUACUUUAUGACAAAUUUUUCUUCUUUUCUGUUUGUACUCUGUUUUUGCCCUUUCUGUAAUUUUCUGAAAAGAUGGCAUUUUAUGUCUUAAAUUUAUUAAAAGUUUAAAAUCAUAAAAAAUCAUAAUAAAUUUAAUCUGAAAAGUUAAUCAUUCUAAUUAGA